CUCUCUCAGUGAGGCGGUCUCUCCCACUUCGUCUACCAGACUAGAGGCUCUCCAGCUUGGGCUUUCCUCAGCAAGCAACAUCGGAACCGCCACAGCAGCAGGACCAGGUUGGACUUACCAGCAGAACCGCCUCCAAAGGGAUACUAUGACGCGCCUGGGUUUAUUCUAAGCGGUCUUCCAGCGGGACUUCCCAUCAGCAGUCUGUUUGAGUCCUCAUGGUGAGCCGAAUGAGCGCACAGUGGAGCGGCCCGGCGUCCUGCGCGCGCCCGGCAAGGGUGGCGCAUAAGCGGCUUGACGCAGACGAGCAGCCGCCAGCCAAGCGCGCCCGGAGGUUGAGCACAGAGACGGGGGACUCUCAAGGGGGGCUCCUCGGCUCUUCCCCGGGGUGCCCGGCCAGCCCAACUGCUACAAGCAUCACCGUCCCGGGGUGGACCCAGCGGGGUCCCUCCAGGAUUGGCCCCUUCCUGCUGGUGCCGGCGGCCGAGCGGGAAGGCGUGCACUGCGGCGCGGUCAACACCGACACCGGCGACGAGCUCCUGUGCAAGGUCUUCAGCAUGGCGGAGUACCAGGACAAGAUGCGAGUCUACGGGGUGCUGCCGCCCCACAGGAACGUGUCGGCCGUCAGGGAGGUGAUCCUGGGCGAGCGCGAGGCCUACGUCUUCCUGGAUAAGGACUUUGGGGACAUGCACACGCUGGUGAAGAGCUGCCGGCGGCUGGACGAGGCGCAGGCCCGCGCGCUCUUCCGCCAGGUGGCGCUGGCCGUGGCCCACUGCCACCAGGCGGGCGUCGUGCUGGGCGACCUCAAACUGCGCAAGUUUGUCUUCGCCGACGAGAAGAGGACUCACGUGAGACUGGAGGGCGUGGAGGCCUGCCGCGUCCUGGAGGAUCCCGAAGACGACUCCAUGUCCGACACCCACGGAUGCCCCGCCUACGUCAGCCCGGAGAUCCUCAACGGCUCGGGGCCAUACUCGGGCAAGAUGUCCGACAUGUGGAGCCUGGGCGUCAUGCUGUACACCAUGCUGGCGGGCCGCUACCCCUUCCACGACCCGGACCCGGCUGCCCUCUUCUCCAAAAUCCGCCGCGGCCAGUGCUGCCUGCCCGAGGGCCUGUCGCCCAAAGCGAGGUGCCUGGUGCAGAGCCUGCUCAGAAAGGAACCCUCGGAAAGACUCGCCGCUGCCGAGCUGCUGGCGCACCCGUGGUUCCGCCGCACCUCGUCGUCCUGCGGCGAGGUGGCGCCGGGCGACAAGGAGGCCAGCUUGGCCGAGCAGACGGUGCCGUCGUUUGACGCGGGGGAGGAAGAUGACCUCCUCUGCUGACGGUCGGACCAAAAACUCCAACAUUUGGCACUUUUUCAAACCCACGGGUGUACUGUUGUCCUCUUUCGUGUACUGUACGUUCUUGUAACUUGAGGGCAUUUUUUUGGUAGUUUCUGGUGCUAAGACAACGAGCCUCACGCUUUGCUAGGCUAACACAUAUGCCAGUUGGAGUCAUCAACGGGACCCAGAAGGGCUUCAGAUGGUCUGACUCAGCUGCUGACUGGCGAGCAGGAAGACAUCGCACAAGCCAGGACCGGAGCUGUGAGACCGACCCAUGCGUCACAACCCAUGACGACUAGCGACAGGAACAUUACGGACUCAACAGUUCUUAUAUUUAGCUUCAAUCCCUGAAAGAACCACUAGCUAGCAGGAGGACAUUCCCGUGUCUGGAGCGAGCUGGUCGAUAGUCUGAUGCGUCACAAUCGAUGACGACUAGCGACAGGAACAUUACGGCCUUUCACGCAGCGGCUCAGAGUUCCUGUCUUGUGUUUCAAAGCUGAAAGGUUGGCGUACCCCGGGGGGUUACAUGAAGGAACCGCUGACUGGCGAGCAGGAGGAUGUCCCCGUGUCCUGAGCGAGGUCCAUAGUCGUGAGAGAAACCGACGUGUCGAUGGAUGACGACUAGCGAGAGGAACAUUAUGGACUCUCAACGGUUCUUAUCUUUAGUUUGGUUCUAAAAUAAAAGAAGCAUCAGGAGCCAAGAGGCAAGCUAACAUCCUUUGAAGAGAAAGCUAAAGCAGCUUUCACGGAGCUAGCAUGGAUGCUGGCGUGGGUUUGCGUCUGGAAAGGGCAUCCGGCGUAACAACAAGUUGGAAAACCCAGUGAUGGAUGCUUAUUCCCGAGGUAAAACGCCAUAAAAACACAAACUACAGCGUAUCGUAGCGAUCUACAUUCAAAUACUACACCCCCUAGUGGCUGGGAGCAGCAUCGGUCAUGAUAUGACGUCAUCUGAUUGGACCUCUUUCACUCGUGCUUUGAUUUAUUUUAGCCUUCAUCUUCCUGCAGACAACGGUACGACCAAGCCAGCAUUUGUACAUUGGUGUUUUUCAUCAUGUGGGAACUGAUCAAUCUUGCAAGAUUCUUUGGUUGCUGCCAUGCCGGGUGCAGAAAAACUGACACGUUGUGAAUGAAGUGUGUGUGUGUGUGUGUGUGUGUGUGUGUGUGUGAGACACAACCUGGCAGCAGCCCACUUCAACCUUGUCAUCCUAUGAGGACGUGUAAAUAUUUGUAUAUUUCAAAUGAAUGUUGAGA
Dunckerocampus dactyliophorus (ringed pipefish) is the source of this 2567-nucleotide messenger RNA. It is a transcript of the gene trib1, whose product is annotated as tribbles pseudokinase 1. Gene Ontology annotation, molecular function: mitogen-activated protein kinase kinase binding; protein kinase activity; ATP binding. Lineage: Eukaryota; Metazoa; Chordata; Actinopteri; Syngnathiformes; Syngnathidae. Gene Ontology annotation, biological process: positive regulation of proteasomal ubiquitin-dependent protein catabolic process; regulation of MAP kinase activity; protein phosphorylation. The record is from RefSeq and is a predicted model, not a curated record. The transcript has 3 exons. Bases 216 to 1316 code for a protein of 366 amino acids. Gene Ontology annotation, cellular component: nucleus.